Molecule: messenger RNA, 423 nt
Organism: Cooperia oncophora
Lineage: Eukaryota; Metazoa; Nematoda; Chromadorea; Rhabditida; Trichostrongylidae
Source: the annotation of a GenBank genome assembly
AUGCCGAGCAAAGGAGCUGCUGAAGAACCUCAAGAACCCGAACCAAAACAAGAAGCUCCUGCUGAGAGAGCUCAGGGAGGCAAGGCUCGACGAGGUCAAGCUCUGGCGGCCACAGCAGGAAAGCACGUUCCGGAUCGAGACGUUCAAGAAGCCGAUCUCGCCGCUCGAGGUCAUCGGGUGGUUCCAGGAGACGUAGAAGAAGAUCGAGGAGAAGAGGAUCAGACUCGGAAUCCGGAAGAAGCCGCAGCCGAUCCCGUCGAGGUGGUAGGAGAAGAAGCCGGCGAUCACGAAGGGGUGCAUCCAGUAGAAAGCGAAGUCGCAGGUCACGCAAAGCUGGAGGAGCUGCACGAUCACGAAGAUCACGCCGUUCAAAGGGAAGAAAGGGCGCAAAAUGAGUCGUUCUGUACAAAUACUAACCACUAA